Molecule: messenger RNA, 963 nt
Organism: Fusarium proliferatum ET1
Lineage: Eukaryota; Fungi; Ascomycota; Sordariomycetes; Hypocreales; Nectriaceae
Exons: 3
Coding region: 1-963 (320 amino acids)
Source: RefSeq, a predicted model, not a curated record
AUGACAGAAGGGAUGAAGCUCAUCGAGCCUACCAAGCCUGAGGCCAAGAUGCGUCGCAUCGGAGACCAAUUCACGAAAAUCCAGAUCCAUAUCUUGCUCGAGCUACACAAAUCUUGUAAUGGCCCGAUCUGUUAUACAAUACGAACGUGGGCUGCUUCGUCUACGCGCCAUGGUAAAGGCGCAUUUCAUAGAUUCGGUCAACUGUCUCAGGAAAUCCAGAAUUUGAUCUGGGCUUAUGCUCUCUGCGUUGAUGCUCCACGGGCCUACUUCGUGGAUGUCAGGAAAUUGGCUGUCAACCCUCGAAUACUCGAAAUAGCACACUCUUUCCCAGAAAGUCUUGGUAAUUUCCCUCGCCCGCCUGCUUCAAACCCCAAAGGUGAUUAUGACCUGAUGCGAGUCCCCAUACGCAUGAUACUUGACAACUCGCAUGACAAUUCUACGAGGGCGAAGGAAGUAAGCGGCCUUGACAUCGACGCAGCCAGCGAUUUGGUCAUUGUCGAGAGAUGGUGUCACGGUAGUGACCGUGUAAGUGGGUUCCACGGCGCCGAAAACUACUGGCCGCAUUGGAGGUACAUGACAUACGACGGUCUAGGAGGCAUCCGAAGGGUAGCUAUACCGGUUGACGAAAACCUUGAUUACGCCGAUGAUUCCCGUUAUCUGGCAUGUGUGAAAGCCGUGUUUCCUGAUAUACAAACGCUUUACUUCUACAUGCAGCCAGCUCAGCUAGUUCCACUCAAGAAGCGCCACAAAGGGAUACCCAACUUCCUCACCGCUCAGCCAUGGCCAGGUGAUGAAAUCUUCAGGACUCGCGGCCGCAUAUUCUACGACAUAGAUCCUUGGGAGAUGAGACGUGCUGGAAUCGACACGGAUGGCUAUGUUGAACCGUGGCAGAGGAAGAGGUGGAGGUGGAAGCGGAAGGGCAUAGCUUGUAUUAAGUUCAUUACUUGGCAAUGGAUCCAGUGA